AUGGGUAGUAAAAGCUCAAAAGAUGGCAGCAAUUCAUUUAAUCCUAUGAAUAUGAUGGCGAUGAGUAGUAUGAUGGGAGGAAUGGGCGGUAUGGGAAUGGGAGGAAUGGGCGGUAUGGGAAUGGGAGGAAUGGGCGGUAUGGGAAUGGGAGGAAUGGGCGGUAUGGGAAUGGAAAUGAAUGGAUAUGGAAAUAACCACAAUCAGGUAUCGAUAUUAGGACAACAAAUGCAAGCACCACAACCUGUUAUACGAAGAAGUCCAAAAUGUCCAGAUUGUUUCCAGGACCAUACAUGCGACUGGAAUUGUCGAGAAACUGAUCCAGGUGGCCGGAUUGACGAAGACUCUGACAAUAGCGAAGAAGGAUCAUCAACGUUUUCAACAAAAAAUAUGAUUAUUAUUCUUAUAUUGUGUUUAACCGGUGCUGGUAUUGCUUAUUUUGUCAUGAUCCGUCAGCAAAAACUGGAAAAAUAUGAAGGCAAAACAAAUACUGAACAACGAAAAUCCCAAGGAAGUAUUGACAGCGUCGAACAAGGAGAUAGCAGCUCAGCUGGUACUCGAUCUGCGGCUGACGGGUUGAAGUCAGUGAAAAGUGUUUCUGAAGUGAAAGACGUUCGAAUUAUAUUAAAACCGUCGGAACAUCAAGUGAGGAUUGUCUAG
This is a messenger RNA of Didymodactylos carnosus, 657 nucleotides long. The record is from the annotation of a GenBank genome assembly. Lineage: Eukaryota; Metazoa; Rotifera; Eurotatoria; Philodinida; Philodinidae.